Molecule: messenger RNA, 1751 nt
Organism: Clarias gariepinus (North African catfish)
Lineage: Eukaryota; Metazoa; Chordata; Actinopteri; Siluriformes; Clariidae
Gene: fgb
Product: fibrinogen beta chain
Exons: 8
Coding region: 80-1549 (489 amino acids)
Biological process (GO): protein polymerization; platelet activation; blood coagulation
Cellular component (GO): fibrinogen complex
Molecular function (GO): signaling receptor binding
Source: RefSeq, a predicted model, not a curated record
GCAGUGUGGACAGACGAACAGACAGACGGACAGACGGACAGCAGGGUGACGAUCUGUGCUGUGUGUCCUGCUCUUUAUCAUGAAGCUUCUCCUCUUCCUCAGUGUGUGUGUGUGUGUAGCGCUCGCUCAGCAUUUAAACAGUGACUACGAUGAUGAUGAUGAUGUAAAACCACCAGCGCGUAACAACAACGUGACGGAUCCUCGAGGUCACAGGCCUCUAACCCGAGGUCGUGAGGUCUACACCCCUGUCGCUGCUCCUCCUCCCGUUACCGGGCGUAACCGAUAUGGCCCGCGUCCCACCGCGGCUACAGGGAGCCAGGUUCAGGAGGAGAAGCAGGAAGUCCAAGACAGUGGAGGAUGCGCCCACGCACUAGAGACAAUAGGAGUCCUCUGUCCUACAGGCUGUGAACUGAAAGCGAGUUUAGUGAAGCAGGAGCGCGACGUUAAACCCACCGUGGCUCAGCUGAAGAGAGACGUGGAAACUCUAUCACAGACCUCCAACUCUGUCUACAAAUACGUGGUGGAUCUGACCUCAGAAAUCACCGAGAGACAGAGAAUCAACGACGGAAACAACGACUUGGUUAGUCAGUACACAGAUGACCUGGAGGUCCAGCACGUGUUCGUGAAAGAAUCAGUGGAUGUGACGUUUCCACAGAACAUUAAAAUUCUGCAGGGGGUGCUGGACAAAGUGCGUGAGAAGAUUCAGCGCCUGGAGAAGGCGGUCGCGGCUCAGACGGAGAAGUGCGCCCAGCCGUGUGUGGUGUCCUGCCCCAUCCCCGUGGUGUCUGGAAAAGACUGCGAGGAUAUCUUCAGGAAUGGAGGAGAAUCUUCUGAGAUGUAUCUGGUGCGUCCAGAAUCCUCACAGCCAGCGUAUAAGGUCUUCUGUGACCAGACGACGCAGAAUGGAGGCUGGCUGCUGAUUCAGAACCGUUUGGACGGCAGUGUGGACUUUGGCCGGCGAUGGGACGAAUACAAGAGAGGUUUUGGAAACGUUGCGUAUGAUGUUGGGAAAGGUCACUGCGAAACUCCUGGUGAGUACUGGCUCGGUAAUGACCGCAUCAGUCAGAUCACUAAGACAGGUCCAACUGAGGUCCUGAUUGAGAUGCAGGACUGGAGCGGCACCAAGGUGCACGCUCAGUACCAGCAGUUCACCGUCCAGGGUGAGGCCUCCAACUACAUCCUGGCGGUGGAUAAAUACUCCGGCACGGCGGGUAACACCUUCCUCACCGGGGCGACCGAGCUGUUUGGGGUAAAUCGCACCAUGACCAUCCACAACGGCAUGAUGUUCAGCACCUACGACAGAGACAAUGACCGAUGGGUGCCCGGUGACCCGUCUAAACAGUGUUCAAAAGAAGACGGAGGUGGAUGGUGGUACAACGCCUGCCAUUCGGCCAAUCCUAAUGGGCGAUACUACUGGGGCGGAGCUUACACCAAGAACAUGGCCAAGCACGGGACAGACGACGGCAUCGUGUGGAUGAACUGGAAGGGCUCGUGGUACUCACUCAAGACCAUCAGCCUCAAGAUCAGACCCUAUUUUGCUCAGAGAUAAUACACACACACACACACACACAUUUUAUUCGGUAAAACAAGUACUCUUACUCUCUUAAUCUUAAGUGCUGUUUUAGAAAUAGAGAAAUAAAAGAGAAAUAAAAAACAUGAACAAGAGUGAAAUAUAACAAAAAAUGAAAACUGAAUUAAAUGUCAUGAACCUGUUUGUGUUCGAAAAUAAAACAGAUUCUGUGUGAAGAUUA